GCAACAAUGAGUCGUAGCGCAAUAUCAGUGCCUUCCGGCGGCAGCUCGGCCAGCAGCAAUAUGGAAACCUCCUCUACGUCGACCUUCAUCAAAACCAUUGAGUGGGAUAUGAUGGAUAAAGCUAAAUUCUUUCCACUUUCUAUGCUGAGUUCGUUUUCGGUGCGGUGUUGUCUAUUCCCCCUGACGGUCAUUAAAACCCAGCUUCAGGUUCAACACAAAAGUGAUGUAUAUAAGGGCAUGUUCGAUUGUGCACACAAAAUUUAUCGUUCGGAAGGUGUGCCCGGUCUAUAUCGCGGCUUUUGGAUUUCUUCCGUUCAAAUAGUAUCCGGUGUAUUCUAUAUCAGCACAUACGAAGGAGUGCGUCAUAUUUUAAAAGACUUGGGAGCAGGGCAUAAUGUUAAGGCGCUGGUCGGAGGUGGAUGUGCAUCUUUGGUGGGGCAAACCAUUAUAGUUCCUUUCGAUGUAAUUUCUCAGCACGCUAUGGUCUUGGGAAUGGCAAGGCAUGGACCCAAGGCCGACUUAAAUCCCCUCGGCAUUGAUACAAGUCCCGGUCGAAGCCGUAUAACAAUUUCCAUAGAUAUUGCCAAAGAAAUUAUGCGUCGUGAUGGAGUCCGGGGAUUUUAUCGAGGCUAUACUGCCAGUUUGAUGGCAUAUGUUCCGAAUUCAGCGAUGUGGUGGGCGUUUUAUCACUGGUAUCAGGAUGAACUGUGUCGGAUAUGUCCACCAUGGGUUUCACAUCUUCUAAUACAGUGUGUUGCUGGCAGCAUGGGUGGAUUUACAACAACGAUACUUACAAAUCCAUUAGAUAUAGUCAGAGCGAGAUUGCAGGUUCAACGUCUCGAAAGUAUGAAAGUUGCGUUCCGAGAUCUUUGGCGUGAGGAGGGAUUAAACUGUUUCUUUAAGGGAUUGUCAGCGCGUUUAGUUCAAUCGGCCGCCUUCUCAUUUAGUAUAAUUUUAGGUUAUGAAACAAUUAAAAGAAUAGCAGUUGACGAGCGAUAUAAACAGAAUAUACGCUGGUAA
Molecule: messenger RNA, 1020 nt
Organism: Musca vetustissima
Lineage: Eukaryota; Metazoa; Arthropoda; Insecta; Diptera; Muscidae
Product: solute carrier family 25 member 44
Exons: 3
Coding region: 7-1020 (337 amino acids)
Biological process (GO): transmembrane transport; branched-chain amino acid catabolic process
Cellular component (GO): mitochondrion
Molecular function (GO): branched-chain amino acid transmembrane transporter activity
Source: RefSeq, a predicted model, not a curated record